Trametes versicolor FP-101664 SS1 is the source of this 1055-nucleotide messenger RNA. Its product is annotated as mitochondrial glyco protein. The record is from RefSeq and is a predicted model, not a curated record. The transcript has 7 exons. Lineage: Eukaryota; Fungi; Basidiomycota; Agaricomycetes; Polyporales; Polyporaceae. Gene Ontology annotation, biological process: cytosolic ribosome assembly. Gene Ontology annotation, cellular component: mitochondrial matrix. Bases 13 to 813 code for a protein of 266 amino acids.
GCAACGUCCACCAUGUCUGCCAUCCGUGCCCUUCGUCAGCUUGCCCUUCCCUCUUCUCGUGCUCUGGCCUCGCGUGCCGUGGCCGAUACUACCGCGCGCAGUGUCCUCGCGGCUCGUGUUGCGCCCGCCAUUGCGUCAAGGGCGUUCUCCGUGUCGGCGCGUCGCCUCGGCGAGGGUACAUCCGAUGUUGCGCUGGCACAGAGGCUGGGAGAGGAGCUGAAGUACGAGACUGAGGCUGCCGCGCCCAGCGAGCCUGAGUUCCUGAAGGCUUUCAAGGCGCAGGGCACCUGGGCUGUUGAAGACACUGCUGGCGCAGAUGAGGUCACCCUCAGCCGGAAGUUUGGCAACGAAGACAUUCGGUUGAUCUUCUCCAUUGCCGACAUCCAGACUGAGCAGGAGGCGGAGUUCGAGGAGGGUGAGGAACCUGCUGAGUCCGAAGAGAGCGAGCAGCCCCUGCACUCGUACCCCAUCCGGUGCUCGUUCUCCUUCACCAAGGGUGGCGCACCUGGUGCUCUGACCAUCGAUGCGAUGUGCCAGGAGGGCACGUUCGUGAUCGACAACAUCUCGUACUACAACGACGCCAAGGUCGGUACUGAGCUCACCGCUGAGGCGGACUGGAAGCGGAGGGGAUACUACCUGGGCCCUCAGUUCGACACUCUCGACGUUUCGCUUCAGGAUGAGUUCGACAAGUUCCUCCAGGAGCGCGGCAUCAACCAAACCCUGGCGUACUUUGUCCCUGAGUACGCUGAGCACAAGGAGCAGAAGGAGUAUGUUCGCUGGCUCAAGAACGUCAAGGACUUCGUCGAGGUUUAAGAUGUUCGCGAUACUCUCUUGACUCCCCGCGCGACAACCCUUAGUUUAGACGGACCCGUGGGCCGCGGCCCUCCAAAAGAUGUUCUAUAAUCGUACGUACGUAGAUCUUGCUCCUACGCCUGAUACACACCCUCCUCGUUGUUCGGAGCGUCUUGAUGGUGUGCCGCCAACAGCGCCGGUCUUCAUACGCGUGGGAGCAUACUUUCGCUUGAAAACAGUGCACCUUUCCGAAUCGAUUUGGC